This is a messenger RNA of Nomia melanderi (Alkali bee), 1791 nucleotides long. Lineage: Eukaryota; Metazoa; Arthropoda; Insecta; Hymenoptera; Halictidae. The record is from RefSeq and is a predicted model, not a curated record.
AUGGGCCACAACGAGGGCCGCGAUCCUCUCGAACACACCAGCCUCUACCAAAGAGCCGACAGCGAGGACAGCGACACGGAGGGCGGCCUGGGCAACGUGAACAAGAUGAUAAUGCGGCCGCCGGGUCACAGCGGGAAGGCGAAGAAAGGUCACAUCUGCUUCGACGCCUCGUUCGAGACGGGGAACCUGGGCCGAGUGGAUCUUAUCUCGGAGUUUGAGUACGAUCUGUUCAUCAGGCCGGACACCUGUAACCCCCGGCUGCGGCUGUGGUUCAAUUUCACCGUGGACAACGUGAAGGCGGAGCAACGGGUCCUCUUCAACAUCGUCAACAUCUCGAAGAGCGCGAAUCUCUUCCGGAACGGAAUGACGCCACUGGUGAAGAGCAGCACCAGGUCCAAGUGGCAGAGGAUUCCCAGGGAUCAAGUCUUCUACUACAAGUCAGCCCAACACCAGAACCACUACGUUCUCAGCUUCGCCUUCUCGUUCGACCGAGAAGAAGACGUUUAUCAGUUCGCGUUGACGUAUCCCUACUCCUACAACCGCUACCUGGCGCACCUGGACAACCUCUGCACCAGGAUCACGUGUACAACACGGGAAACCCUAGCCACCUCCAUACAGAAACGGAAGAUCGAGCUGAUCACGAUCGCCUCGAACCCGGAGGACGUUCAGGAGCGUUCCAGGAAAGUCGUGGUGAUACUCGCGAGAGUCCACCCGGGUGAAUCACCCUCAUCCUUCGUCUGCCAGGGUCUAAUGGACUUUCUGGUCAGCUGCCACCCCAUUGCUCAAGUCCUCAGGAACUACGUUGUCUUCAAGAUCAUCCCCAUGGUGAACCCAGACGGCGUUUAUCUCGGUAAUUACAGAUCCACGGCCCUCGGCGCCGAUCUGAAUCGCGCCUGGAACAAGAUCUCCGACUGGCUUCACCCAGCCCUAGUCGCCAUCAAGCCGAUGCUGAAGAGCCUGGACAAGAACUCUCGCACCCCGUUGGACUGCGUGUUGGACCUGCACGCUCACACGAACGCCACCGGACUGUUCGUCUACGGGAACACCUACGACGACGUGUACAGGUACGAGAGACACAUCGUGCUACCGAAGCUGCUGGCUCAACACGCCGAGGACUACGAAAUCGGGAACACGAUGUACAACCAGGACUCCCACAAGUCUGGCACGGCGCGGCGUUAUCUCUGCUCGAUGCUGAGGGAGCACGUCAACUGCUACAGCAUCGAGGUGUCCAUGUACGGGUACAACAGGAAGACCACGCCCGGGAUAUUCCCGUAUACCGAGGAAAGCUAUUACAGAAUAGGUCGAAAUUUGGCUCGCGUCUUCUUGGAGUACUACAAGCUGAUGGGCCUAAUCCCGGCUGGUCUUCCGGACCAACCGUCCAGCAAGAAAUCGCGGCAAUCUCGACCGAGACACCGGGUCCCUAGGGAGCCUAGACCGAGGACCUCCAGGACGCCGGCUCCUGUGCACCUUGCCAGCAUUCACGAAUACUUCCAAGAGGAGGCGGCCGAGCCGCCGGCGAGCGGCGGUUACCGAUCGAUGAGCGGCACGCGGAUGAGCCAGCUUGGGACCGGAAGUGGAAGUGGAACGGGCGUCGGCGGGUGCAGGAACCGGAGCUACAGGUUCCGGAGCCCCGGGGCACCGCUCGUCAGGGUACAGCCGCUGUCGAGACGUCCCGUCGAGCCGAGGCUCACCAUUAUCGAUUUCAAUCAGCUGACGAGGGGCGGUUUGGAGCUGGCUACCAGCAAGAACAGGGCAAAGGUCGCUCGCAAGCCCGCCAAGACCAAGAGAUAG